Messenger RNA from Durio zibethinus, 1645 nucleotides. RefSeq lists its product as uncharacterized. The record is from RefSeq and is a predicted model, not a curated record. NCBI's taxonomy places the organism in Eukaryota, Viridiplantae, Streptophyta, Magnoliopsida, Malvales, Malvaceae. Gene Ontology annotation, molecular function: DNA-binding transcription factor activity; DNA binding. Gene Ontology annotation, biological process: regulation of DNA-templated transcription.
CUAUAAAUACAAGCAUAUGUGAUAUUAUAUGCUCCACCACAGUCCACAUUCCAGUUUCCAGGUGCCAAGCCCCAGAGAAAGGAACGAUUUUCUUUUUCUUGUUUGUUGCCUUUGAUUCCUUGGAACGUUGUUCUGUGCUGAAGAAUUUCAAGAUUUACCCAAUGGAAGAAGCAUUUAGGAGACUUAGUGGUAUCACUCAUGUGCCUGAUCCUGACCCGCGAGACCUCAUCACCGACAAUCCAAAGAAAUGCGACGCCCACACCACAAACGCCACCUCCGUUACCGCCACGACAACCAACACCACGACCACUGCAACGACAACGACAAACAAGAGGUCUCUCAAAGAAAAUGGCGGCCCUGGUGGGACUAUGAGGUAUCGUGGGGUCCGCCGCAGGCCAUGGGGCCGUUACGCUGCUGAGAUACGAGACCCACAAUCCAAGGAGAGGCGGUGGCUUGGCACUUUUGACACGGCCGAGGAGGCUGCUUGUGCCUAUGACUGUGCUGCUCGAGCCAUGCGUGGAAUUAAGGCUCGAACCAAUUUUGUUUACCCUGUGACCGAGCCUCACUCCACCAACGACCAUUUUCUUCCUCCUUUCAACUUCUCGAAGCAAUCACAGCCAUCCAUCAGGGAUCUUAACAGCACUCGCCAUCAGUUUGGGCACUCUUCAAAUUGGCCGUCGUUUGCUAAUACCCAUGUGGGAGACUUCUCUGGUGGAUCUGCACCUCAAAGAAAUGCUUCUCUGAACAUGCUUUUAUUACGUGACCUCUUGAAUUCGUCUUCAAAUUCAUCGCUCCACGCGCCUCCUCAGUCUCUGGUUGACCAGUUUCCAUUUAUCAAUGGAACAUCUUCUGCUUCUUCAAUAUCUUCUACUUUCUCAACUCCAAGUGUUUUCCCUGGCAGUACCUUGAUGAAUUCCUCUACCAACUCUUCUCUACGGGCAAGCGACAACAUCACUGGUUCAUUCAUUGGCUCUACUAUGACUCUUCCUCUCAAGGAUAACCAUUCCAGUCAUAACACUGUUGUGCCUACCAUGUCAAAUAGUCAAGCUGAUGACAUGGAAUUCUUCCCACAGGAGCCUUCUGAUUCUGGCUUGUUGCAGGAGAUAAUUCAAGGGUUCUUACCAAAGCCCACCUCAAAGAAUUCAGAUACUGAUUGUACUAGAAUCUCAAACUGCACUCAUGAUUCCAUCGUUUCACCAGUAACUGAAAUGUCCUUCAGUCAGUCCCUGAGUGGGUUGAAGAAGGAGAUUAAGAACGAGCAUUUAGGUCUUUAUAUUGAUUACCAUCCUGGGGUUCCUCAGCAGUUUGAGAGUUUCAAUGGAUUUUCAGGUCCUCAAGCGGUGCCAUACGGCAAUGAGAUACAAAUGAACCAUCUACAGUUGGGUCAAGACUGCAUGUUGGAUGAUAUCUUUCAGUACCCGGAUUUCAUGGGUGCCUUAGCAGCUAGGGUUCAAAAUUCUUGAGCCCAUCACAAUGCAAGUUGGAACCCCAGCGUGAGGUGAAAAUCAACAAUCCAAGUUGUGGGUCUCUUUUGUCGACAGUACUGGAUGCUUAGUUUAGGGUUUUUGCUGUUAAAUUCAAGUCAUUGGAUACUUUGACUGAUAUCAAAAUCAUCAUGUUACUAAUUAGAAGCGUAUUUCAUAUA